AUGCCACAAAGCUCACGAAUUGACGAACUAGUCGCCGAAUGGCUAAGAUAUGAUAAGGGAAGUAUUGAAAAUUUCCUAAAUCCCGAAACGAGAUCGGAGAUAGAGCAUCUCUGGGAUGACGGCGAGUGGGACGAAUUGGAGGCUAGAUUAGGCCAGCGUAUAGAAUUUGGUACAGCUGGUUUAAGAGCCAAAAUGCAGGCUGGAUAUUCCUCAAUGAAUGAUUUGAUUAUCAUACCACACCUAAGCAAACUUCCAGACGCGCAGAAGAGAGGUGUAGUAGUGGGACACGACCACAGACACAACUCUAAGAAAUGGGCUGGUCUCACCACGCGCGCCUUCCUCAGCCGCGGUUUCAAAGUCUACUCCUACAGGGGCGUAGUACACACACCACUCGUACCAUUUGGAAUAAAGAAACUCGGAGCAGUUGGUGGAGUUAUGGUUACAGCAUCACAUAACCCAGCCCAGGAUAACGGAUGGAAGGUCUACUAUGAGAAUGCAGUACAGAUUAUCCCACCAGUUGACUCUGAAAUCUCUCAAUCGAUUUUGGACAACUUGGAGCCAGAGGAUGAGGCUUGGUCUUAUGAGACUGUUCGCGAACAUCCACUUUGCGAGGAUAAGACGAACAAUAUGCGCUACGAAUAUCACAACCAUGUCGCAGCACUCUUUCCACCUGAAGAGCCUGCUGACUUGGCUAUCACUCACACCUCAUUCCAUGGUAGCGCAGAUCUCUCCAUCGCUCGUGCCUUUGCGGUUACCGGUUUACCACCGCUUAUGACUGUCAGACAACAACGGGAUCCAGACCCAGACUUCCCGACUCUGCCGUUCCCAAAUCCUGAAGAAAAGGGUGCACUUACACUCGCUAUUGAAACUGCAAACAACAACGGCAGUCAGUACAUUCUUGCUAACGACCCAGACUCAGACCGUUUCCUCGCUGCCGAAAAAGUAGAUCGCAACAAAUGGCACAUCUACACAGGAGAUGAAAUUGGUGCUAUCUUAGCAUCUUAUAUUAUUGAAGAGUAUAAGAAUAAUGGUAGAGCAAUGGACAAAAUGGCAAUGGUUGCUUCCACUGUGUCAUCCAAGAUGCUUGGUGCAAUGGCCAAAGCUGAGGGUUUCCACUUCGAAGACACUUUGACUGGUUUCAAAUACAUCGGUAACAAAGCUAUCGAAUUAGAGAAGCAAGGCUACUCAGUUGAGCUACUCUAUGAGGAAGCUAUAGGCUUUGGUGUUUCGCCAUACAUUAGGGACAAAGAUGGUAUUACAGCAGCCAUCGCUUUCGUCAGACUGGCAGCAAGAUUACAGAAGAGGAACACCUCAAUAUACGCACAACUGCAGAACCUUUACAAGAAAUACGGCCACUUUGGUACUCGUAAUGAUUACUUUAAAUGCAGCAGCAACUCACUUAAAGAUCAAGUAUUCAGAAACCUUAGAGAGAACAAGACUGAGAAUGGAUACCCUGUUCAAUUGGGAUCAUUCAAAGUCAGUAACGUACGUGACUUGACGGAAGGUCACGCGUACGAUUCUCAACAGGCAUCAAACAAGCCAAUCUUACCUGUAUCUGCUGGUAACAUGAUCACAUUCUACGGUGAUAAAGAAACUGGUGAGACGUUUGUGCUCACCAUUAGAACAUCGGGUACUGAACCAAAGAUAAAGUAUUAUUUGGAAGUUAGCAGCUCAGAUCGUUCAACUAUAGAGCCGUUGUUGAUAGAAGCAGAGAAAGCGCUCUCAGAGGACUGGGUAAAGGUCCAAGAGCUGGGACUUUAG
Molecule: messenger RNA, 1761 nt
Organism: Wallemia mellicola CBS 633.66
Lineage: Eukaryota; Fungi; Basidiomycota; Wallemiomycetes; Wallemiales; Wallemiaceae
Product: Phosphoglucomutase, first 3 domain-containing protein
Exons: 13
Coding region: 1-1761 (586 amino acids)
Biological process (GO): carbohydrate metabolic process; purine ribonucleoside salvage
Molecular function (GO): magnesium ion binding; phosphopentomutase activity
Source: RefSeq, a predicted model, not a curated record